AUGUACGACGAAGAUGACCUGGUGGCGCACUUCGGCCAGCUCGCCGUCUCGAAGGCUGUUGCUGAGGGCAAGACCGAGCAAGAAGCGCGUGAUGGUUGGCACAAAUUGCCGUCGCAAGACGAGAUGUCAAAUGAGGCCGAGCAUGAGGAAUACGGGGCGGAUAUCAAAACCACGCCAGUGAAAGACAGAAAGAUUCUGCAGCCGAAACGUCGAAGAGCUCGUCCGCAGAGUUGGGUAGAGGGCCGAGUCGGUCGGGGCGAAGGCUCUGUGGUAAAUCCGGCUGCUGCCAAGAGGGAGGUCGAGGAUGAGGACACGGCCGCCAAGCAUCCUACCACCGCCAAGCUGCCCACCGCGCAAGCGGACGACGCGCAAAUGAAGGAGCGAGAUGCCAAGAAUGUCGAACUUCGAAAAUCCACGGCCGAAAUAUCCAGCGACUUCAACUAUUUCGAUCUCCAGCAAUCUGGGUUUAUCCAUGAGCCCAGGCGGUUGCGAUCCCUUUGA
Lecanosticta acicola is the source of this 501-nucleotide messenger RNA. Lineage: Eukaryota; Fungi; Ascomycota; Dothideomycetes; Mycosphaerellales; Mycosphaerellaceae. The record is from the annotation of a GenBank genome assembly.